CGCCGAGGAUGCCCUGUUGCGCGACGACGACGACGACGCUGUUCCUCCUGCACUUGCUUUCCACGGCCUGCGUCACAAAGCGCGCGACGAACCAGAUGUACCUCCUCGUGGGACGCGCUCACGGAUAAUCGGCGAGCAGCAGGAGGCAUGAGACAGGUGGUGGUGCUGGAGCCCGCGGGCAGCGUCCUCGUGAUAAGGCAGCACUCGUUGGCCGGGCUACCGCCGGUGGUAAACGGCUGCUCGGCCCAUCACCAUCACCACCACCACCACCACCAUGACCACCACCAUCACCCGGCCAUCGCCGCGAAGACGCAAACUACGACUACGACCACCACGACUACGACCACUCGUCGUUGCAAUGCCCUUGGCCCUCCUUCGGCCAACACGAGCCCCACCGACCACAAUCAGAACCGAAUCGUCGUCGUGCGCUCAUCCACUGGCCUACAGCAACCCGUUGCCGUUAAGGCAGCGAGUGCGACGGCUAAGAGCGACGAGAGCAACAACAACAACAGCCUCGGUGGAAGCGACGCGGCCAAGCCGAGCGUCGGGGAAAAACAAGCGUCGUUCGACAGCGGAACCGAGGAGCCGGCGGGCGGUGAUCAACAGCAGAGCAAGAGCACCGAGGUCACCGUCGUCCCCGAGAAGAAGAACGACCCCGGCACCACGGACGUGCCCGGCACUGACGGAGAUCCGAUUAAGCUGCCGGAGAAUUUGGAGACCCUACCUCGCGCAGAGCACUUUCCCACGCAGAGGCAUCGAUGGAACACCAACGAGGAGAUCGCGGCGAUACUGAUAAGCUUCCAGAGGCACGCGGAAUGGCAGAGCCGGGAGGUGAAGGUGAGACCGAGGAGCGGCUCGAUGCUGCUCUACUCGAGGAAAAAGGUUCGCUAUCGGCGAGACGGUUACUGCUGGAAGAAGCGAAAGGACGGGAAAACCACGAGGGAGGACCACAUGAAGCUAAAGGUCCAGGGCGUGGAGUGCAUAUACGGCUGCUACGUGCACUCGGCGAUCCUGCCGACGUUUCACCGGCGCUGCUACUGGCUCCUCCAGAACCCGGACGUUGUGCUCGUCCAUUACCUGAACGUGCCGUACCCGGAUGGUGACGCGAAACUGGCCGCCCUGCCCCCGUGCCUGGCCUUGCCACCCGACAAAAAGGAGUGGACGCGCGACGAGCUCGCCUCCCAACUGCGGCCCAUGUUCCUCGGGAGCGAGGAGCCCGAGCAGCCCGCCAACGGCCAACUCCACCAUCACCACCAGCAGCAACAACACCAGCCCCACCCGGUCGACAUGAUAGUCUCCCAACUGUUGGACAGGCAGCAGCGCGCCUCCUCGGCCGGCUCGAGCACUGCUGCCCAACUCGCCCCACGGAGGCUCACCCCCGACAAUCAGGUCUCCUCGACUACCGGAGGUCAACAGCCGAGCACGACGGCCUCGACGACUCCGCGGGUUUACUCGAGACAUUCCCACUCGACUAGCACUCCGGGCCAACAGCAGCCGGCUCCUCUAGUAUUAAGUUUGCAGCAGAUCCAGGGCGGCGGUGGCCUCCUCAUCCUCAACAGCCAGCCUUACCACCACCAGCAACAACAGCAGUGCGCCCAAGCCCAGAACCAGCAGGUGGACAUGCACCAGGACCAACACCACCACCACCACCACCAACAACAACAACAACAACAACAACACCAACAGCAGCAGAGGGGCAUCGUUCAGCAGCAGACGAGCAUCGACCGCGAGCAGCAGAGCCAGCAACACGACAUUGACUCCAAGGACGGCAGUAGCCACGGGUAUAUAUGCGCAUCCACGUACGUGGUGGGCGGGGCGCAAGGGGCUGGCAAUUGCGCGGCUUCGGACUUUGCCGAGUCGUUGGAGCUGUGCAGCCAGGAGGACAUCCAACGGACCCUCUCGGCCAACAUGGUCCACCCGUCGCCGUCUCCCUCCCCCGCCGACAACAGCAUGAUCGACCCGAUGGACUUUAUCGACUCGUCGGACGACGUGCUCGUCAACCUCGACGUCUUCGACAUGUUCAGCGACCUGCCCGAGCUCCACGACUUUGAGCCCGAGCAGCCCGACAAGCCCGACGACCCGAGGAUCGCCGAGCCGGGGCGGGACGGGCACUGCCGGCAGACGAGCGCGGCCCGCAUCACCGAGUACAGUCCCGAGUGGAGCUACACGGAGGGCGGCGUCAAGGUGUUGGUGGCGGGCCCGUGGACCGGUAACAGCGGCUCUCAGUCGUACUCGGUGCUGUUCGACAACGAGCCGGUCGAGGCGUGCCUGGUGCAGCCCGGAGUGCUGCGCUGCCGUUGUCCGGCUCACGCGGCCGGACUGGCCUCGCUGCAGGUUGCCUGCGACGGCUUCGUCGUCUCGGACAGCGUGGCCUUCGAGUACCGCAGGCCACCCCCGAGCGAGCCCAAUCCCGAGAAAGCUCUGCUCGACCGGCUGGCCGACGUCGAGACGAGGCUACAGGGGCCCGGGCCACCCUCACCCGCCGCCCAACUCGAGGAGAGGCUCGUGGCCUACUGCCAGGACGCAACGGUAAGGCCAUGGCGAUCGAGCGCUGAGCCCUUGCAGUCCGGGGGCCCGACGCUGCUGCACCUUGCCGCGGGCCUGGGCUACUCGCGGCUGGCCUGCGCCCUGCUCCACUGGCGCGCCGAGAACCCCAGCCGCGUCCUCGACGCCGAGGUCGACGCUCUGCGCCAGGACUCGGCUGGCCUCACGCCCCUCGCCUGGGCCUGCGCCGCUGGCCACGCCGACACCGCCAGGAUACUCUAUCGGUGGAACGCGAUGGCACUCCGGGUGCGGGAUUGCCGGAGCAGAAGCGCGACGGAGCUGGCGGCGGAGAAUGGGCACGCCGACAUCGCCGAGGAGCUGAAUCUGCUCGAGGCUCGCAGGCAGGACGAGGGACUUUUCUUGAAGCCGGCCAGUCCCAGUCCCAGGAGGCCCUCCCAGGACAGUGGACUCGAUCUCGCUCUCUGUGGUUCGCCGCUCCUGGACAAUAUGGAGCUGUUGCAGGACGACGAUUCGUCGUUAGGCCUCGGCAUGGAAAGCACCCCAAGCCCUUCGGAGUCCGUAGGGGAGGAGGACGCGAGGGUCCUGACCUUGGCCGAGCAAAUAAUAGCCGCCCUACCCGAGAGGAUCAAGCGGGAACAGUGCGAUCCCCGCUCGCCUUCCCCGCCGCCAACGCCGCUCGAUGCCUCCCUCAUGGAACAGAUGGUGAGACAAAGUUUCCCCCUGGACACCGGCGAGCUGUUCGACUCGUACCGCGAGUGCGGCGGUGGCGCGGCCUCAGUGAGCGACGCCGACGCCGAAGCCUCGCCGUCCUCGCCGUCGAACAGCAGCAGCUGCUUGACCCCGGACUCGCCCUCGCCACCCCCGACCACGGCGGACUUUUGCGAUUUUCUCCAGCUGCAGCUCGAGCUCGACAGCGGCGUCGGCUCGGCGAGCUCCGUCGGCAGCAGUUGCUCCACCGACAAGGUCAUCGGCAGCGCGGCCCUCGCCCACCGCAACGACGACGAUGACUCGUCAGCAGACCUCAGUCGGCUGACCCUCUCGGACCGGGAGCAGCGGGAGCUGUACCACGCGGCUCGCAUGAUACAGAAGGCGUACCGCAACUACAAGGGCAGACAGAGGCAAGAGGAGCUCAAGAGGAACGCCGCGGUCAUCAUACAGCAGUUUUACAGGCGGCACAAGCAGUACGCGUACAACAGGCAAGCGACAAAAGCCGCGCUGGUGAUACAGAGCAACUACAGGAAUUACCGGGCGAGACCGGGUCCGGCCGGCAGCGCGCGACAACAGGCGGCGAACCAGCAGAAGGCGCACCAGGCCGCUCGCACGAUCCAGCAAUUUAUGCGCCAAUCGAAAAUCAACGGCCUGUCGUGGGACGACUCGCGACCGACUGCAGAACGCCAGGGCCGUCGAAAACGGGAGCGGGAGGCAGGCGCCGGGUGCCACUUCCAGGGUGGCUGCUGUCCCCCCAAGCUCGCGCUCAUCUAGCCCAGGUGCCAGCUUGGCAGCCGAGCCGACCACCUCCUAGUCAACUGCCUGCACCGGCACAAUGAUGCGGCUACCACCGGAGAUCACCACCAGCGUCAUUCUCGAGCAGCUACGGUCGACCGAUGGCCCAGCUUGGACCGCUAAUCCAUGCGUCUCUUUUCUCUCUCUCUCUCUUUCGAUCUUUUUCCGUCUUUUAUAUAUAUAUAUAUACCCACUCGCUUGUUCCGUACUUCCCAUUGUUCGUCUUCAUUUAGUUUACGAAUUCGGGCUGAUUGGUCCAUUUUUUUUUUUCAUACGAUCCGUGGGUAAAUUAUUUCCAUCGAUCGGCAGUCGCGCGAUUCUCGCUAGAGAACGAAUAAUGAUUAUAAUGAAGAAUAAAAAAUAAAAUAAAUAAAUAAUAGACUGAUUAGGAUCAAACGUUAUCUCGCACUUGAAUUUCAAUCACUGCAACUAAACGUAUCUUCUCUCUCUCUUUCUCUCGUGAAACGUUGUAUAAAUAUAUUAUAUUACAUGAAAACGACUAAACGAGUUAUAUCGCGCUUUAGCUCGAGUACCUUGUAUUUUGCUGCAGCAGCGCGUUUGUAUAGGUGAAACGAAUAUUACAUAAAUAUAGCUGAGCUUGGAAAACAUCAACACCGACGUUGACGUAAUAUGUGCGCUCGUAUCAUUACUUAUUGAUCCGCUUUAAUCAAAGGGAUGAGUCUUUUGUUUCUCGUAUCAUUUUCGACUUUUUCUUCUUCGUAUUUUUCUAUAAAGCGAUAAAACCGAUAGAUCGACCGCACUUUUGAGGAUAGUAACUUUUUUAUACGGAUUAAAACAAAAAAGGAAAAAAAAAAAAAAAAAAAACAAUACACACGUGCACGACGGUAGUAUGACCAUAUAUGUUGUCGUACGACACUAGAGUAUCUACGUCAUAUAUUACACUUUUCUCCCUUACUUCGUCUUCUACGUUCCUAUACUCUUUUCCUCCUCCUUCGUCAAAGGUGGGAGGGUCGAGUGAAAGGGAAUUUCGGUAUAGGUGUUACUCUUUACACGAUUAUCCUUCAAGUAGUUAGUCCCAACCGAGCCAAGAGGCGCGCGUCGAGCUAAUAAACUCUCGCACCCUCGUCGGCGAGGCGGAUAAUGAUAAAACUUACAAAAAAAAAAAAAGCGUAAUUCAAGUACCUGACAAAUUUAGUGACUUGGGGCGGAACAAAGCCGCGAUCGUUUUUUUUCUUUCUUUUUUCUUUUUAUUCCCGCGAGCUACGGUGUAAAUAAUUGCGAGCGAGUCGCCAGAUUUUUCUUUUGCUUUGGUACGAUUUUUUUUUUUCUUUUUCGUAGUCGAAACAGGUUGAGUGGAAAAAAAUCGACUACAGUCGUCGCUCGGUUUGCGGAGUCGAUUAUAGUAGAGGUAAUUUGUAUACUGUGCGAAGACGCAUCCCUUUGAACGGAAGUGACGCGACGAAGAAAAACCGAUUCGUAGCUUUUGUCAAAAAUGUUUCAAAGAGCAGUUUGAUCUAUGAAGAGAAGAAACAUCGCGCCGAGGGCACUUGACGUUGCGUAACAUCCAAGUCGAACGAGUGUGUUCAAAAUACGUUUGUAAGAUAAUCGAUGUGAAAGACAAAACGUUUUUUUUUUUUUUUUUUUUUUCUACUUUUUGUGUCGUCGAAAGACUUGACACACACUUGUUUUUUCUUUGCGUGUAGUGAUAUUCUUAUAGAAAAGGCAAAAUGUCGUGUUUUAUCAUUUGUAAGUGAUGUGAUGCAUUCGUUUUUUACGUCCAGACGAUUGUUAGCGAGCAGUUGGUAUUUUAUAUGAUUCAUAGUUUAAUUGUUAAUUAGCGUGUAAUUUGACGUUUACAUUGUUCGAUUGUUGAAUUUAAAGAGUAAUUUAUACCUGCACGAUUCAUUAUUACUUUGUUACGAGGUUGUGCCUGAUGUAUGGGGUGGUUUUCUCUUGAGUGGAGAAACUAGAAAGAAAAAAA
Molecule: messenger RNA, 5950 nt
Organism: Copidosoma floridanum
Lineage: Eukaryota; Metazoa; Arthropoda; Insecta; Hymenoptera; Encyrtidae
Gene: Camta
Product: Calmodulin-binding transcription activator
Biological process (GO): regulation of transcription by RNA polymerase II
Cellular component (GO): nucleus
Molecular function (GO): transcription coregulator activity; double-stranded DNA binding; protein binding
Source: RefSeq, a predicted model, not a curated record